CUACAGGUCUCCAUGCAGACAUUGACAUUGAUGCUGACCUUGAUGACAUCCAUGAUGACGACAUGGACGAUGAUGAUGAUGACGAUGAUGAGGAAGAGUUUCAUCACCGUGACGAUGAUGAUCUCCCCAGGAAAGAUGAUCCAGGGAGGAAGGUUCGUUUUGCAGAUGAUGAUGAGGGAGAUGAGAAGAUUCCCCCAGGUAUCACCCCGCUCCAGUACAAGAUGUUGAAGAUGGCUGGACAACAGAUUCCCAAGAAGGGAGAAAAGCGGGAGGAGAAUUCAGAUGAUUCAGAUGAGGAGGAGGCUGAAGGUCCUCAGCCGGAGCCAAAACAAGGCCCGCAGCUGCCGACAUCUGGGCCACCUGGAGCCCCACCUGGAGCCCCACCUGGAGCCCCGCCCGGCCCCCCGACUGGCCCCCCACCUGGUCCGCAGCAGACCCCUCCAGGUGCACCCCCUGGGCCACCACAAGGACCCCCUCCAGGACCACCUCCUGGAUUCCAAGGACCAAAUCUUCCCCCAGGCCUCAGACCCCCUCCUCUGCGAGGACCUCCACCAGGACCCCCUAGAAUGCCCCCUCCGGGGCCCCACCAGGACGCCCCCCUGGUGCUCCCCCUGGCCCCCCUCCAGGUGCACCACCCCUCCUUCGAGGACCCCCUCCCAGAUUACUCCCUCCCGGUCCCCCUGGUGUACCUCCUCCACGAGGCAUGCUGCCCCGGAUGCCCCCUCCCGGCGCUCCCCCUGGCAUGCCCCCUCCUCCUGGCGUCCUACCCCCCAGCAAUCCCAGCGUGCUUAGCGCCCCUCCCAGCCUCAUCAGCCGACCAAUGAACAAAGAGGACUCUGCCACGAUCGAGAAGAAGCCGACGGCCACCAUCACGGCUAAGCCGCAGAUUCGAAACCCGACGGCAGACGUCACGAAGCUCGUGCCUGUGUCGGUACGCAUUAAACGUGAUAACAAAGGAAAGAA
Molecule: messenger RNA, 963 nt
Organism: Branchiostoma belcheri (Belcher's lancelet)
Lineage: Eukaryota; Metazoa; Chordata; Leptocardii; Amphioxiformes; Branchiostomatidae
Product: WW domain-binding protein 11-like
Exons: 3
Coding region: 63-824 (253 amino acids)
Source: RefSeq, a predicted model, not a curated record